UAUUCGACUCCGCCCGUCCUGUUGCAGUCUGGUUCUUGUUUAUAGUUAUGCUACGAUAACAGAGCUUCAUUUUACCUUGCGUUUUAUGACGAGAAAAGCUUAGUUGAUAACAGUGUUAUAAUGGGGUGUUGCUAAACUGCGCCAUGCCCGCUUUUUGGACGCUUCUCUUGCUUCUCCUCUUGGGUUUGGAGCUCGACUCAUCCAUCUUUAUAUCUUUAAUGCCUUUCUAAAAGCGUAGAUAUUGCAAGAACAUACUUGGAAAAGAGUUGAAGAGUUGGGUUGCUUUUUUGUUGUUUUUUCCUCUCUUGAAUCAUUUUUUGUUCUUCUUUUUCUUUCUUCUUUUUCUUUUUCUUUUUAAUAUUUUUAAUACGGAAGAUGAUAGUAAUUCUUCUCUUGAUGUUUUCGGAGCCAAAUCAACACUUGAAGUAAUGGGUGCUCGUUCUUUUUCUUAGUAAAGAAUAGGAAAGAAAACGAAAGAAGGUACUGUUCAGCUGUUGUUUUAUUCAGUAUUUGCAGCAGUAAGAAAAUAAGUAGGAAAAGAGAAGAAAUGGAAAGAAAGAAGGUACUGGUUCAGUAGUGGUUCUAUUUAUUAUUUGCAGCUGUAAGAAAAUAAGUAGGAAGAACAUUGGAGUCUUCCUUGUCUGCCUGCCUGUGUCUGCCAGUUUCCAUCUUGUUUGUUUCCGAAUUCUGAGCUAUAGAAAGUUGGAAGAUGAGCACCCAUUUGUUAUGUUUUUCCUUUUUCUGUGAGACCUGUAAACCGGGAAGAACUGGAGGUUAAACAAUUCAGCAAUGGCAGUCUCAUGAUUUGAGGGGAAAGUUCUGUUCUUUGGGUCAAUCAGUAAAGAAAAUCACACAAAUUUAGAGACAUCUGCGUUCAGCUUCUUGGAAGUACAAGGAAUUGAGACUGUACCUGGGCAUUGCUUCACUCUGUUAUGCUUUAAAGUUAAACUCGGAGCCAAAUUGUUUCCAUUAUACUGAAGCAAUGGGUUGUGCAGCAUCAAAGAUUCAUAAGGAAGAGAGGGUACAAAUUUGCAAGGAGAGAAAGAGGCUAAUGAAACAAUUGGUAGUGUUUCGAGGAGAAUUCGCAGAUGCCCAAUUAUCUUAUUUGAGAGCACUGAAGAAUUCUGGUGUAACCCUUAGACAAUUCACUGAAUCAGAGUCAUUAGAACUUGAAAGUACUUAUAGCCAGCCAGUGCCUCCUUCCCCUCUUUUUCCUCUACCUCCUUCCCCUCCGCCUCCUCCUCCCUUUAGCCCUGAUUUAAGAGGGUCCGUUGAUAAUAAGAAAGAAGAAAUUGAUCAAGAAGAAAGUAUAAGAAUUGAUGAGGAUGAUUCCUGUACCCAACCACCUUCAACUCAUAGCUCCUCAUGGAAUAGAUGGGAAUCAGAAUCCUUUGAGCAGCCUUCUCCACAACAUCAGGAGAAAAACAAAAAAGUAGAACCGGCAUCAGAUGAGGAAAUUUGGGCAGAGGCUAAGGCAGAAUUUGAUGAAGAAGAUUUGGAAGAUGAGAGUGCUGGGAAUGUUCAUUCUAAUUCACUUCCCCAGAUGCAGCAGCCUGUAAAAUUGAUUGAUGAUGACUCGUCAAUGGUGAGCUGUUGUACUAAAGAUACUGCAGAUAUGACUGUGGUACAGUGGAGAAGCAAGAAGACCUUGGAGGGGAUUGUUAAGGAGUUAGAUGAUUAUUUCCUUAAAGCAUCGGCUGGUGGAGACGAAAUAGCUAUUCUCAUGGACAUUUCCAAAGGGAGCAAUUCCCUGCCUCAUAAGUCCAAAGAAAAUAAAAGGAAAAGGAGUAAUUCUGCCAAGGUCUUCAGUGCAUUGUCGUGGAGUUGGUCUUCUAAGUCAACUCAGUUUGCAGAAGACACUAAUGUGGUUUAUAAUCCCAGUGAACCAUUGAAGCCUGGAGCUCAUUGCAUCACACUUGACAAGCUAUAUGCUGCAGAGCAGAAACUGUACAAGGAAGUGAAAGAAGAAGAAAUGUCCAAAAUAGAACAUGAGAAAAAAUCCAUGUUACUCCUAAAACAAGAAGAAGAAAAUCAUGACUGGACCAAGACUGAAAAAACUCGACUGAUCGUUGAGGGUUUGGAAACUGAUAUCAGACGCCUGCAGCAUUCAAUAAGUAAUACUUGUUCUACUAUAUUGGAACUCAUUGAUGUGGAGCUGUAUCCUCAACUUGUCACAUUGACUUCUGGACUGAAAACUAUGUGGAGAACUAUGUAUGAGUGCCAUCAAGUUCAGAACCAUAUCUCGCUGCAGUUGAAUCAUCUUACUGAUAGUCAAGGUGUAGACUUGAGUACUGACUAUCAUCGGCACGCAACAUCUCAGCUUGCAGCUGAGGUCACCUCUUGGUACCUCAGCUUCUGCAAACUUGUAAAAUAUCACCAGGAGUAUGUAAGAACUCUAUGUAACUGGAUCAAGCUCACUGACCACCUUGUAAAUGACAAUCAGCAUAGCAGUUGCUUGUCUGCAGUUCGUAGUUUGUGUGAAGAGUGGCAGCUUGUUUUUGACAGGUUACCUGCUAAGAUAGCCUCAGAGGCCAUUAAAAGCCUUUUGGAUGCUAUCCAAAUGAUAAUGCUGCAGCAGGGGGAGGAACAGAACCUAUAUAAAAAAUCUGUUAAGUUGGAGAAAAGAUAUCAGAAGGAGUUGCUCUCACUUUCAGAAAUGGAGAGAAAGGUUACUUGGAGUUUUGCUGAUCAUGAAGAUAUGCAAUCUGAUUUGAGCCCUAAACAUCCCUUGUCGAUUAAGCGUGCCAAAACGGAAGCCUUAAAGAAACGGCUCGAUACUGAGAAGACUAAAUAUUUGAACUCGGUUCAGGUUACCAGAGCUAUGACUCUAAACAAACUGCAGACAGGACUUCCCAGUGUAUUCCGGGCAUUAAUGGGAUUUUCAAGUGCUUCUGCUCAGGCCUUUGAGGCUGUUCAUGGCCAUGGCAGACCAGCAGUUGAUUGUGAUGCAUCAGAAAGCUCAAUGAGCUAAACUUGUUAGAGACAGUGAGAUGAAAUGGGAACGGGCGACGCACUCAGAAGAGCCAUUUGGUCAAUAUAUUCAAGAGUGCAGAUCAAACUGCAAGUAAAUUUAAAUUUUGUUUAUAUAUUGUCAGAUGUAAUUGCUUUUAUGAAUUACACUAGACAAAAUUUGGGUGAGAUUGUAAUGUCAAUGUAAUGAAGUCCUACACUUGAGAAGCACAUAACCGUUAGUACUGCAUUCAAAUGUCUUCCACUGUACUAUUCUUGAUUAGAGAAUUCUCUGCUUAUUCUAA
Molecule: messenger RNA, 3254 nt
Organism: Manihot esculenta (cassava)
Lineage: Eukaryota; Viridiplantae; Streptophyta; Magnoliopsida; Malpighiales; Euphorbiaceae
Product: protein ALTERED PHOSPHATE STARVATION RESPONSE 1
Exons: 7
Coding region: 983-2971 (662 amino acids)
Source: RefSeq, a predicted model, not a curated record